UCAGCUUUGAAGGCAGAGAGAGAGAGAGAGAGAGAGAGAGCGACUGAGAGUGCUGUGGAAGCGAAACUACGAUCUGCGAUUCUUUUUUCUUUUUUUCAAUCUUUUAGCUCUUAGAUUUUCUCAACACUCUUCUUCUUUUGAUCAGAGAGCUUGAACAUUCCGACCAAAGCUUCAAAAAAAUAAAAGACUUCAUCUUUGAGCUGUUUCCAGUGAUUCGUCUGUCUCCCUCUCUCUCUCUCUCUCUAGAGUAGUUAGGGUCUAUCAAUGGAGCGGUACGGUCGCGCCGGUGAAGAAGGGCAGCGAUCGGAUCCGUCUCUUGAAUGGACCUCUCAUGGUGGAGGCGAAACCGGAGUUGAAGCUUCGAUGUGGCGGUUAGGUUUGAGCGGCGGCGGUGGAGGUGGAGGAGGAGGAGAAUCGUACCCGGAGAGAGCCGACGAGCCUGAUUGUAUUUAUUACUUGAGAACCGGCGUUUGCGGGUACGGGUCAAGAUGUCGGUUUAAUCACCCACGAGAUCGUGGAGCGGUUAUUGGAAGUGUUAGAGGAGAAGCUGGGGCUUUACCGGAGAGGAUGGGACAUCCGGUUUGUCAGCAUUUUAUGCGAACGGGAACGUGUAAAUUCGGUGCUUCUUGCAAGUAUCAUCAUCCUAGGCAAGGAGGUGGUGGUUCCGUUGCGCCUGUCUCGCUCAGUUAUUUGGGAUUUCCAUUACGUCAGGGAGAGAAAGAGUGUUCUUAUUACAUGAGAACCGGUCAGUGUAAAUUUGGUUUGACCUGUAGAUUCAACCAUCCCGUGCCACUCGCUGUACAGGGUCCACCGCAGCCACAACAGCAGCAGCCGCAGCUACAGACUAUCUAUCCCACACUUCAGUCUCAAUCCGUUCCUUCUUCUCAACAAUAUGGGUUACUUUUGACAAGGCCGUCUCUUUUACCUGGUUCAUAUCUUCCAAGCCCUUACGGUCCUCCAAUGGUUCUGCCUCCGGGAAUGGUUCCAUAUCCUGGUUGGAACCCUUACCAGGCUUCUUUAAGUGCAAUGCCUUCGCCUGGAACUCAACCGUCUAUUGGAUCGAGUUCUGUUUAUGGAAUUGCGCCUUUACCUCCUUCCGCGACUACAUAUACAGGACCAUAUCAAUCAGGACCUUCUUCAAAUACCUCAAAAGAAUUUCCUCAGCGACCUGAUCAACCCGAGUGUCAAUAUUUCAUGAGAACCGGUGACUGUAAAUUUGGAUCCUCGUGCCGAUACCAUCACCCUGUAGAUGCAGUUCCUCCUAAAACCGGCAUUGUCCUCAGCUCCAUUGGCCUUCCACUUCGUCCCGGAGUAGCGCAAUGCACUCACUUUGCACAGCACGGAAUCUGCAAAUUUGGACCGGCGUGUAAGUUUGAUCACUCAAUGAGUUCUUCGCUUAGCUACAGCCCGUCCGCAUCAUCAUUAACCGAUAUGCCCGUGGCUCCAUACCCAAUCGGCUCAUCCUCGCUUAGCGGAUCAUCAGCUCCAGCAAGCUCAAGCAAUGAACCCAUCUCAGAGGUUGUGAAUGCUGCAGUUUCCUCUUCUAUAAUCAGUGGUUUGAGCCGUCCAGAGCCAGCUGAGACGAGUGGAGACUCGGCCAGUGUCAGUGGCAGCAUAGAAGCUAAGACUUCAAGUUAAGAAAAAAAGAGGAAAACGUCCUCAAUUCAUCAUGAACUAAGCAACACUAAGAAAAAGAAAAAGAAAACAAAAAAGAAAAAAAAAAGAGAAAAGAAGAUUAUUUUUGGGGUCUGAGAUUUGAUGGAAGCAGAGAGACCAAAGCUUCUGUCAUUGACCAUUUGUCCAUAUAUAAUAUAUUCUCUCAUACGGCCAUCUCUCUCUACUUUCUCUCUCUUGCUUUUUCUACUUGAAAAACGAUUAAUAAAAUGGCCUUAUUCAAGCUACAUUCGAUUCA
Capsella rubella is the source of this 1912-nucleotide messenger RNA. Its product is annotated as zinc finger CCCH domain-containing protein 34. The transcript has 7 exons. NCBI's taxonomy places the organism in Eukaryota, Viridiplantae, Streptophyta, Magnoliopsida, Brassicales, Brassicaceae. The record is from RefSeq and is a predicted model, not a curated record. The coding region runs from base 265 to 1638 and encodes 457 amino acids. Gene Ontology annotation, molecular function: metal ion binding; mRNA binding.